UAACUCAGUUAAGACAAGAAGUUAUAAAUUUAAAGGAUAUAAAUCGCAAUCAGCAGGAGUUAACUAAUGAGCUGGGUGCAUUAAAUGAAACCCUUAAGGAGCAAAUUGAUGACUUAACCGAUAAGAAUGAAACUAUUCAAUCCGAAAUAAAUGAGAAAACCAGAUUAUAUGAUCAAGCCCAAGACAGGUUAGAUGAAUGUCGAGAAGAAAAUUAUCAAUUAAGAGAAUCUUUACAAGGUGCACAUGAAAAUAUUACAGAAAGUGAGUCAACAUAUGACAGGUUAAAACAGAAAUUGCGCAUCUUAGGAUUAACUCAUGUUGCAUGGCAGGCUCGAAAUUUAAGACAGGCCCAAAUUUUGGAUAUAGAAUUCAAUACAGCAAGAACGGCUUGGAGGAAUCAAAGAAAUAGAAAUCAACAUAUUACUCGGGAAUUACAAAAUUGUCAGAGUCAUGGUAGGAAUUUACAAAAUGAUAAG
This is a messenger RNA of Diversispora eburnea, 476 nucleotides long. Lineage: Eukaryota; Fungi; Glomeromycota; Glomeromycetes; Diversisporales; Diversisporaceae. The record is from the annotation of a GenBank genome assembly.